This is a messenger RNA of Sus scrofa (pig), 756 nucleotides long. Lineage: Eukaryota; Metazoa; Chordata; Mammalia; Artiodactyla; Suidae. The record is from RefSeq and is a predicted model, not a curated record.
AUGUACUUCUUCCUCUCCAUCCUGUCCUUGGUUGACAUGGGCUUCAUCUCCACCACUGUCCCUAAGAUGAUUGUGAACAUCCACACUCACAGCACAGUCAUCUCCUAUGUGGGCUGUUUAACUCAGAUGCCUAUUUUUAUUAUUCUGGGGGCUGUGGAUUGUACACUUCUGACUGUGAUGGCCUAUGACAUGUUUGUGGCCAUCUGUCACCCACUGCACUACCUGGUCAUCAAGAACUCACACCUCCGUUGCAACUUAGUUUUGGUGUCUUUUUUGGUUAGCCUUUUGGAGUCCCAGGUGCACAAUUGGAUUGUGAUACAACUUACUUGCUUCAAGAAUGUGGAAAUUUCUAAUUUCUUCUGCGACCCUUCUCUACUCCACAAGCUUGCCUGUUCUGACGAUCUCACCCAUAACUUAAUCAUGUAUUUUCUUGGUGCCAUUUUUGGUGGGACUCCAGUCUCAGGGAUAUUUUUCUCUUACUAUAAAAUCACUUCUUCCAUUCUGAGAAUCCCCUCUCCAGGAGGGAGAUAUAAAGCCUUCUCCACCUGUGGCUCUCACCUGGUAGGUGUUUGCUUAUUUUAUGGAACAGGCCUUGGGGUGUACUUCAGCUCAGCUGUCUCACAUUCUCCCAGGAGGGAUUCAGUGGCCUCAGUGUUGUAUACUGUGGUCACCCCCAUGCUGAAUCCCUUCAUCUACAGUUUGCAGAACAGUGACAUCCAAAGGGCCAUGAGGAGGUUUCUCAGAAAGUCAGUGUAA